Galleria mellonella (greater wax moth) is the source of this 7081-nucleotide messenger RNA. RefSeq lists its product as uncharacterized. The record is from RefSeq and is a predicted model, not a curated record. The transcript is spliced from 6 exons. Bases 378 to 896 code for a protein of 172 amino acids. NCBI's taxonomy places the organism in Eukaryota, Metazoa, Arthropoda, Insecta, Lepidoptera, Pyralidae.
UCUUUUAGAAUGAAUUUUGUUCGACCUUCGCGCAUAUUCAGCGUAUUUUUCUUGCUACAAAAUGCAAAUUAAUAAAAUAACAAAUAUUGUACUUAACAUUAAUAUUCAGUAAUCUCAUAAACAUUAAUAUAUUCAACUUUAUAUUUUACAAUUUUAAUUUUCACAAUUUCUCAUCGUACGUCAUUCUGUGUAAACAUUUUUUUGCAUUUUUCCAACGUUUUUUUGUGAUAAAUAAUUAUACCCAGUUGUGUAAUGUGUUUUUGUUUCACCAUUGCGAACGUAAUUAAUAUACCUAACACUGACUGAAUACAGAUUACUUAAUCUGAUUUCCAAAGGUUAACUACUAAUAUUUGACCUCCAAUAUUUGUGUUACUAAAAUGAAUGUAAACAGUAUUUUGAAUCCACGUGUGGUGUUUGGAGCCGCUAUUGUGGGCAUUGUCGGCGCCGCCGGUGUGUUAAUAUAUGAGCAAUUGUAUGCUGAAAAGAGGAGAUCUAUGUUAGUGAAUGAAGUAGCAAGACUGGACAAACAAGUCUCAACUAUGAGAACAGAAUUAGAAGCACUUAGAGAGUUACAAAAAGAAAGCCAGCUUCGCCGGUUGAAACAAAAGAAGAAUGUUCAUAGAAGAGAGAGGAAAGCGAAAACACCAAGUGGGGAUGCCACAGAUGGGCAUGAGCCAAGUUAUGCCUCGGACUCUGAAUAUUUUACAGACUACCAGUCUGUCUUGGGUACUGAUGGCGAAAUGGACAGCGAAGAGUUUUACGACGUGCAUACAGACGAUGAUGAUGACACCCUAAGGGAGUCGUUACGAAAUGGUACCGUAUCUCCGGACCAACUAGACGAGGAUGGUCCAAACACAAUCCCAAAGUCGCCAUUGAAGUCUAACACGGCUGUAUAGUGAGCACAAAAUAUUAAGAUAAAUCAUUUUAAAAGUGAAUUAGUCGGGAAUAGAACUUGUGUACCACCGUAGCAGUAUUUAGUGCUAGUAAAGUGAAAUUCAAAGGUAUGCACUGAAUAUGCAUCAAACGGCAAAAUUGUAGACCUGUACAAUAUUACAAUUUUGCUUUUUAUUGUAUACUUUGGACAAAAAUAAUAUGAAUAUAAUAAAUAACUGGAAUUAUGGAUAUUUUUGGGUGUUUUUGGGCAAUGCAAUUACGAUUCUUAUUAGUAAUUUUUAAUGAAUAAUGAAGGAAUAAGUUAUUUUUAUUUGUGAAAUAUUUAGAGGCAACAAUCAAUAGAAUCACUUGAUAAACUUAGAACCAUUUAUUUUCUAAAUAUUAAAUGUCUCUGUAGACUUUUUCAAUAGGAAUUAACGAAAUGGCGACCAGGUUGUUUUUUUAAUUAUGACAAUUUCUUUUAAUUAGUAAUAAUUCGUAACAUUCAAUAAUUAAUUUUUAAUUUAUUCGAUUUCAUUAUUGGGUCAUUUAUUCAUUAUUAUUAAUUUAUUUACAUUUUCAUUAAGCCCCAUUGAAACAGGCUAUAAUUUAAUGCAUUUUUCUGUUACAUAUUUAUUUGAGGGUCCCGAGUGCUGCGUUGUGUACUCAAAAUGUUGUCGAAUAAUUAUUCAGUAUAAUAUAUAUAUUUUUUUUUAUAUUAUAUUAAUAAUUAAGAAUAAUUCUGGCACAAAUGAAUUCUGGUUUUAAAUUAUCAAUUUUUAUUUGUAUAAUAAUGUAGAUGAUGUAAUUUAUUAAUUUCAUAAUAAUUUCACUAUAAAUUAUUUUUUAUAUUUGACAAUUAAUUUAAAUUUAAUAUUAUGUUUAUUUAAACGACAAUUGGAAGAAUGGAAAUGAAUUGAGAAUAUUAAUUAUGAGUGGUUUUACUUUAAAUUAAUUUUGAUAUUGUAUUACAAAAUAUUCAGUCCAUUUGUAAUUAAGAUCAAAACAUAAUAACAUCUGUUUUUUUUUUGUAUGAUGUUUAGAAUGGCAAUAAGUUGACGGUUCAUCUCAUGGAAAGAAGUAACCGUCGCCUGUAGACAUGAACGGCUCCACGGAUAUAAACAUAUUAAAAAAUACGCUAUAAACCUAUGUAUAAUGUUUACAGAUCACUUUAACAUGAGGCCUUUCAAAACUGGAAGAAUAGGCAUUAUUUGGGUUUGCAUGUAACACAAAACUCAUCGUCACUUAAGAUGCGGUGAGAUUACAGUCAAACAUGCUCAAAUUUAAUAUAUAUAUAUAUAAAAAAAUUGUGUCCAUGGUGCCCCUUAUGCGUUGCCAUUUCAUGUCGUUAUGUAUCAUAAUAUAAGUAGUAACAAAUUGAAAUAAAAUUUUGUUGUAUAUAAAAAAAUUUAAUUGAUUGACAUAUGUAGUUAUGUAGAAUUUUGUACAAGGGUUCCAUUAUAAUUCGUGUAUUAAGAUGAAAUUUGCCACAGCUAUUACGAAAAUGAGAAAUGUAUUUGUGAGAUUCGUGUCGUGGGAAACAAACAGAGUAAAUCGAAAUGAUAAUACAAACUUAACAAAACUUGUAGUCAAUAAAUAAAUUUUACUUACUGGAAAGGUCAAAUAAGUAAAGACUUAGUAUAAUACUUAAUUAUUUCCUAGACAACUUUACAACAAAAUUAGGUUUAUAAUUAUAUUAAUAAAAUUGUGAAAUUUCAGUUUCCAUGUAAAUUAAUUAAAAAUCGAUUUUGUAUUAAAACGUUAUAAGGUAUAAAAUUGUAAGCCAUGCGGCUUCUUUUAUUUGACUGUCCGUUAUAUAAUGAGUCAUAUAAUCAGAUUAAUUGUCCAAUAACAAUAUAGAAUUUGGAUCACAAUAUGUUAUGGUUGUCAUUUUUAAUGCAGACUUGUAUAUUUAUUUUUUUAUUUAAGAUUUUCUUUUAAGAUAUGUCUACCAAAAGGAGACCAUAAACGUUUAAGCGGUUUGAGUAAUGCCCAUAUAUAUUUCUGUUUAUCUUGAUACAGAAGGAGAUGCUUCGAAUUCCUUACCUAACAAUUGCAUAGUGUAUAGCUGCAGAUGCGUGACUCAACCCACUUGAUCGUCUAUGGAGUCCAAAGUUUAAUAAUUCAUUAUGUAUCAAGUCUUCUAAUUAAUUGUCACAAAUGACGCGGUCAUUAUAUGAUUCGUAAGGAUCAACCAACUGUAGACAUUGGGCAUUUUUAUAAUUUACCGUAAUAUGGUAUGGCUCUGGUAUGACCUGCAUGUUAACGAUAUCAAAAUAUUAAAGUGCCUUUAUACAUUUGCAUAUUGUAUCGUGACGAUAUACAUAAAAGUGUCGUAAACAUAAAAUGGUAUUGUGACGAUAUAAUCGUGUUGUGACGAUAAAAUUGUAUCGUAACGAUAAUGUCAUGUCGUGACGAUAAUAUCGUAUCGAUCGUAACGUUAAAAUUUUAUUGUACUGUGUCGCGAUGACAUAUAAAAUUGCCCAAUUGAAGAUAAAAUAUAAAUUUGUGACGUGUAUGAUCAACGACGACCUUAUAUACUGGUGAGCCAGUAAAGUUCGUCGUCUACAAAUGUCAACCUAAGUCAACUACUGUAUACCUAAGCAUUGUAUGUACCUGUCACAUGUAAACGUUGUACCUUGCUUGCGUUAAUUUUGGUUAACCUUUUAAUCGCUCCUUUAGGAUUUAUCCAAUAGAAUAGGUUGCUUGUUGUACCAUUUAUUUAUAGUAACAAAACAAAGAAUAUAAUCAAAUUUAUUGAAAAAUAAAAUAAGUACAAUAAAUAAAAAUAUAUUGUUCACAAUUUGAGUUGAACACUAAGCGUUUGGUAAUUGUUAAAAAGUCAAGCGGUGAAAAGGUUAACAAAUUUAAUAAUUGGAUUGCAUAUUAUUAUCGUAAAUAACUAAGGUGUUCAUUUGUUUCAUAAUAAUUUUACGGUAUAGUGGCACAAAUUCUUUUCCUUCGCUCUAAUAUAGUCUCACUUAAAAAACUGAGGCAUUAUUUCGACUGAAUAUAAUUCUAGUGUAUAUUUAUAGGGAAUGGGAUUUUUUUAGUGGGAAAACCUUAGUUUGUAGUUAUGUAACAUGGAUAUUGAAUUUGUAUAAUAAUCUGGCCAAGAUGUAGUGUUUAUCACAAUAAAACCCUGGAGUGAAUAUAGAUUGAUACAUAAUACAAUGGGAACAAUUCUGAGGUGCUAUUUCUGUAAAGCUAUCUCUUAAUCUAAGAUUUCAAGUUGAUAGUUUCGCAAAAUUAUUGUUUUUUGAACCAUUAUAAAUCUCAUAUUUUUUUUUAUAUUUUUUACUUAAAUCUAUUAGAAAUUUAGUUCAUAUUGGUCCUUAGAAUAAAGAUUUCGCUGCGACAUCAAAUUUAAAUUUUAGCGUCAGAUUUAGAGAAAUGGCGCCUCAGAAUCAACUACAUUAUAUAUUUUUCUAUCUUCACACUAAAUACCUUAUGUACAAGGUACAGAUAUUAGUAUAGUUUUAUGUUCUCUGUGACGCACAUAACUAAGUGCCGGUGCCAUUGUUCUUAUGUCUUGCUUCAUCCAUAGACUCUAGAUUUAACUUUACUAUUAAAAAAAUGCUCCAAAUACAGAUUAAUUUGGCUCUAUUAAAAUUUUUAAAAAAUAAAAGAUCAUUUAACAAAAUAACUUCACUUUAUUCAUAAAACUAAAACUAGUUGUUUUGUCUUUUUCAUUUGCACUAAUUUCUCAAUUUGAAAAACAGGAACAAAACAUUAUAAUAGUUAAAAUAAGUUUGUAUGAUGUUUUAGUUUUAUGAAUAAGGAGGCUCGAGUUGACACCUUGAUUCUAUAUCGCAUAUUUAUUCAUGAAAAUUUCAUUUUAUGCAUUUAAAAAAAUUUUUUUUUAACUUACAAAUUCAAUUUGAGUAAAGGUAGGCUGUACAAUGAUUUUUUUUUUAUUAUUCUUAUGGUAUAAGUAUGUCACACUCGAAUACGUUUCACCGAAGUGUUUAUUAUUUAUACUUAAUAUGUUUAUUAUUUUAUAUAACGGUGCUUUUUAUUAUUGGGGGUUUAGUCUGUAGUUUAAAUACCUAAAGUUUGAAUACACCGAGGAUUGAAUCGAACUUCUUUCUGCAUCUUCGUUCGAUAGAGUUUACAAAAAUGUAAUGAGAUAGAUGAAAAAAUACUUUUCUUUUUGUAAUGUACAUAUAUUAAUAAUUACCAUAAUAUUUCAAAUACAUAUUUAAUUUUUAUAAUGAAUAUAAUCUUAGAUGAAUUUGUACUCAAUAGUAAAAUAUAAAGAAUGUAUAGAAAUGCCUUACUCAUAGAAAUAAUAUAGUUAUUAUCUUCCAGUAGACAUAAUAUGUAGUUGAAGUUUUUGCUAAUUGAAUUCCGUGUCCAUAUUGUGGUUAUUAAAAAAAAAAGAAAUAAUACUCUAAAGCAAAGUGGUGGAAUGUUUCAGAAAAAGCAUUAAUGUUAAUAGUAUAAUAGUAAAAUGGUUCUUUUUUUAUUUAGAAACUUUUUAACGUUAUGCUUUCGUUGAUGCUACUUCAGUAUGUUUUGAUCCUAAGAUGAUGUGUUCGAUAGAAGAUAUAGCUUUGGUCAGGGAGGUUAUAAAAUCAAAUUAAUUCCAUUUAUUUAACCUUGUAAUGGUACAUAGUAGUUUUAUUGGCACAAACUAUUAUUAUAGGUGAAUAUUAUUGAUAUAUAUUUAACAUAAAUGCACUGAUAUGUAUGUGUAUUUUGUGUUGUCUAUUUAAAAUGGGAAUUUGUUUUGAAUAUUAAGUUUUUAUUUUCAGUAUAUGCUUCUGAGCAUGAUUUUGGCUGUAAAAAAAACGUCCAUUUCGCAUUUUGGUAAAAUAAGUUUAAAUUAGCUUGACAACAUUCCUGUAAAUUUUACUAUUAUGGCUAGGUUGGUAAGGUGGUGUUUCAACUAUAUUCAUUUACAUACACGUAGUAUUAAUAACUCGCCUGUAUAUUAAAACUAUAUGUAUGUAAAUUUUGUAGAUAUUUAAAAAUAGACAUUCGAUUUAUACCGGGAGAUAAUUAGCUUGCCUAGACGUGGCCAUUAGAGAAUAUAUGUUGCUAUUAACAAAAAAUAAAAUUCAAUUGUCUAUAGAAGUUUUUUACUGCGAAGUGUAAUUUAAAUCAAUUUAUUAAUAAAUGACACAAUCACAUUUGCGUUAGUGAGCUGCCGAAGCAGGGUUCAUUUGCUCAAACGAAUAAUAACUUGAAUUUUGAGAAUUGCCUAAUUGCUCAUUUUAAUGAGAAUACGCAUCAAGGGUCAAUUUAAAUUGUUUCAGUAUAUUAAGUCCCUUAUAUGUAGAUACAUUAUAUUGCUGUACCUACUGUAUUAUAUAAGUAUAUACUAUACAAAAUACAAGCAUAGUAAAAGUUCAGGGCUGGGGUAAUUUCAAGACUCAAAAACCGGUAUAACGUGCAUGCCGAAAAUGCUCAUUCUCUUUACCUCUCUGUAUCUUUAAAAUACACUAAUUUUAGAGAUACGUAAAGUUUUCCAUUUAUUAUGAAUUUAUAUUCAGAAAUAUAUUUUUCUUGACCAUAAUAAAUAAAUUAAAAACAAAUUCUAGACAAGUGACAAACGAAUAUCGGAUACAUUUUUAUUAUGUCACAUGUGAAAAAACAAGAUGUCAGUUAUUUCGUUCCAUCUCAUCCAUACGGUAGCGAAAUCGUAUCUGUCGAUAAAUUCGUUUGCAACUCAUCUAGGAUGGCUGAAAUAAUAAAAAGGAGACAAGUCUAAUAUAUUGUAAUAACUAUCAAGCACCUAUGGUGACCAUCGAUUGAAUUUAUACUCUGUGUAGAUAGACUAUUCAAUGCUUGUAUAAUUGAUAAACACUUGCCACCUGAUGUUCUGGACAAUAUAACUCGAUUAUUGUUACUGCAUUUGGGAUUACGUCUUAAGUUACUAACAUUAUCGGAUCCUCCCACCCGUAUAUUCUUGCCUCAGUCGCCUUACUAAUGCUGACAUGUCUUUUUUGGCAUAUUCAUCUUAUGAGAAAGCAUAGAUACAGCGUAAGUACCUAUGGUGCCUUUUCUAUGCAAAAAAUAAAUUAUAAAUUAGUGCAGGAGUAAUAAUAGAGUUAUAUGUAGAUUUAGGAGUCUCAUCGGCGCGAAAUCAUUGUUGGGAUUUAUUGAACUAUAAUUUUCAAUUGUUCUUAAUAGAUGUAGGCAUUAUUAUGGGUUAUAAUUGGUAUUUAUUUUGUUAUGAAAUAAAGAACUUUUAUGAAAAAAA